AUGUUUGCAGAGCAUAAUGGGAUGUACAGAUAUAAAAGACUCAUAUUUGCAGUUUCAUCGGUGAGCGAGCAGUAUCCACAUGAAAUCGAAACAUCCCUGACAGGCAUCAAGGGGGUGGAGAACAUAUCAGAUGACAUCAUCGUCCACACCCCGGACAAGGAGACCCAUGACCAGCAUGCUGUCCUCAACAAGCUGGAGAACUGUGGGCUGACUCUCAACUCAGAGAAAUGUCAGUUCAACAUGGACAAAUUGGUGUUUAUGUGCAUGCUACUCUCACAGAAGUGCAUUGUGCCCACGGCUGAAAGAGGGAGAGCAGUGGUCGAGGCCAGCGAGCCUGAGACUGCAUCAGAGUACAUAUUUUCCUUGCGGCACCAUUCCUCACACACAUCCUCUUCCACCUGUGAUUGUCAAAGUAAGAUAUCCUGCUGGUGCCUUUCAGAUGACACAUAUCAGGAAGGAAAGAAGAUCAUGGUAGAUACAGCUGGAAAGCUUAACAUAUACAUUGCUAUGGACAUCUCUGACAGCAUUGCGGCGGAUCAGUUUAACAAAUCAAGAGAUGCUGUCAAGAAACUUAUCACAAAGGUCAGCUCCUUCGCAGUCAGCCCAAAUUACGAAAUCCUUUUCUUCGCUUCUGAUGUAUUAGAAGUUGUCAACAUAUUAGAUUUUUCUGGAGAAAAAAGAAUAAAACUUGAACAAGUCUUGACUGACUUGGACAACUUUAAUUAUGGAGAGAGAGAACAUUUUGGGACCAAUCUCAACCUUGCUUUUAAAACCAUCCUGGAACGCAUGGCUAUCCAAAAACAACGAAAUGAAACUUUAUUCAAGGAGGUCCACCAUGUCCUCAUAUUUUUCACAGAUGGUGCUUUCAACAUGGGGGGUAAGCCCGAAAACACAGUGGCCAAAAUCAGGGAAAUGGUCUACAUGAAUCAAAAGGAAYAAAGGGAUCAAUAUCUUGGUGAGGUCAAAGUUAUUUGUGUUGUCUUGACAUUGGUAUUUUAUUAGGAURCCCAUUAGCUG
This is a messenger RNA of Salvelinus sp. IW2-2015, 1017 nucleotides long. RefSeq lists its product as uncharacterized. The record is from RefSeq and is a predicted model, not a curated record. NCBI's taxonomy places the organism in Eukaryota, Metazoa, Chordata, Actinopteri, Salmoniformes, Salmonidae. Gene Ontology annotation, cellular component: classical-complement-pathway C3/C5 convertase complex; extracellular region; extracellular exosome. Gene Ontology annotation, molecular function: serine-type endopeptidase activity. Gene Ontology annotation, biological process: complement activation; response to bacterium.